AAUAAAAAAUAAUGUCUGGAGUUAUCAUUUAAUUUGACAUACAAUAAGUUACAUAAAAUUUUGUUUUUACAUUUAAUAAAUGUUGCCUUGAUAAACAGAAUCAUUUUCUUAAAAAAAAAAACUGACCCCAAACCUUUGACCGUUACUGUAUACAUGUACAUAUGUAUACAUGAUACAUAUAUAUCAAACUUUAUUAAGCCAUGACAGCUUUAAUUAUUAGUUGAAACUUGUAUAUUUAAAUAAUAUCUUUUACUAUAUGAUUUUAAAUAUUUGUUGUAACGAUUGAAAGGAUAACAAAUAAGCAUGUUGAUACUUUCAACAUACUUUUCUUAAGGAACAGUUAAUUGAUAUAUUUUUUUAAUUGUUUCUGUCAUUUGUUGUGAUUAAAAUCUUAGGUUGAUAUUUGUUUAAUAUUUUGUUGCUUUAUACAUGAUAUAAAAAUAGUUAACACUGAAGCUCAAUAAAAAGUAUAACUUAGGCUAAUAAAGUUGAGUUAGUAGUGUUUUUUUUAAAGCAAGGUGUCUAUGUUGUGUCCGGAUUCCACAUAAAGAUGACAAAUGUAGGCUAAUGUCCAUGUUAGUGACCUCUUGUGGUGCCUAUGCAUUGAAACUACAAGGGCCAUCAACGGUAGAAAUCGGGAAAGCCAUUAUUAUUCAUACUUUUUCCAUUAAGCUACUAAAAUCAUGUUAUUCAAUCAUAUCCCAGAGUCGUAUUAACAAUAAAAACAAUAAAUGUGUUACACAAGACGCUGAAGUUUCAAUUUCUAACACUCUCACUCCCACACACAGGGCAUAGAUAGACUGUAUAAUUUAAUAAGAUCUCGAGCUACAUUCUAUCUACCAAUAUAGUGUAGUAUUAUUUAAACACCUUGAUUAAUGUAGAAAAACUCGACAAAUAGAGAGGUGAAUAAAGAGCUCGGCGGUUUGGUUGCGCUGCAGAGCGCGCGCGCGCGUCUGUGUCUCGCGCUCUAGUCAUUGUUACAAAUUGUCGCACCUAGACGGCGACAUAGAGCUCGGGUCUGCUAAAAAACAACAACAUUUCAGCCUCUUUUCCUCCUGGCCAAAAUGCCUGAGCACGUUUGAGUGACCAUGGAGCGCGUUCGCCGUCAUGUAGUGAAACGUUGACACACGUAGGAUUUAUUUCGGAGGAAUGAAAGUUUAAAGAGCACCGAAGGAGGACAACAUGGCUGUGCGGGAGGAAGGAGAGGUUUUGCACAGUAAAAUCAGACAGCAGCAGCACGAUGGUGUUGUUGGCAAUGCAAACAGCGCGGAGAGCUUCAGGAACGGCUAUGUGAAGAGCUGCGUCACUCCGUUAAAACAAGACCAUCCGAGGGGCUUUUUAUUCAACGUCUGCAGGUUUUGCAACGAGGAUAUCCUCAAGUCCAAACUAUUCCGCGGCUCGGCUAUCUACGUGGGAGCGCUGGCAGUUCUGGCGCUCUCCUGUUUCGUUUCCAGGAGCUUUCAGAGUGAACACGGCGUCUUGGAGCUGCGGACUUUCCUCUUGGAUUUCUCCCAGUCCGUCAGUCCUUUAUUCAGCAUCGGCUGCGCGUAUUUCUUCCUCACCCUCUACCUGAGGCGGACCAAGAGGGAGAGCAGCAGAUGUUGGCUUUUGUCUUUGCCAGCAUCAUGCUACUUGGGGGAUUUGAUGGUCGUGCGCUUGUUGCAGUGGGGAGAGGAGCACCAUCAGAUGCAGAUGAUGGGCAGGUUGCUGUUUGUGCUGGGCUGCGUGGGUCUGCUCACUCUCGUCCCCACUCUCAAACUCAAACACAGCGUCCUGAUCCUGGUCUUCGCCAGCCUGGUGUGGCUGCUGUCCUUCACCAGCCUCGGCUGCCUGUCUCCGUCCCUCAGGCCGGUGCUGUCGUGCGUGGCCGGGGUCUCCGGCUCGCUCCUGGCGCUCUGUUUUGAUCAUUACUACCCGCCGAGAGAGUCGGCUGGGAGGGUUCCUAACGCGGAGGAGAAAGUUCCCGUAAUCAGACCAAGGAGAAGGUCCAGCUGUGUUUCUUUGGGAGAAACCUCCACCAGUUAUUAUGGCAGUUGUAAGAUGCCCCGCAGACCUUCCCUGCCCUGUAUAUCAAGAGAACAGAUGAUCCUGUGGGACUGGGACCUGAAACAAUGGUACAAGCCGCAAUAUCAGGGUGCUGUGAGUGGGAACGGCGUGGAUCUGUCUGUGAUCAACGAGGCCAGGAACCUGGUGUCGGAGCUGCUGAUGGACCCGUCUCUCUCGCCGCAUGCCCUCUCCUCGCUGCGCAGCGUCAGCAGCCUCAUGGGGGCCUUCUCUGGCUCAUGUCGGCCACGAGUCAACCCCUUCACCCCAUUCCCUGGCUUCUACCCCUGCGCUGAGAUGGAUGACCCCUCAGAGAGAGGAGAGAGAAAGCCAGUCAAGGGUCUAAGCAGCAGGAACAGUCUCCCGACCCCUCAGCUGAGGCGCAGUUCAGCCUCUUCAUCUCUGCCUCCUCUGGACCCGGCUUCUUCACGCUGGGAACGCACUAAUGGAAAGAGAUCGCACUCUGAGCUCAGCAGUUUUGUUUCUAAUGGGCCUAACAGCAACUUGCUGACUAUUCCUAAACAGAGAUCGUCCUCCGUCACCCUCUCCUAUGGCCACACUUUAUCCAGAAGACCAGGUGCCUCUCCGAGCCUCAGUCCCGUCACCUCCCCGAGUCACAGUCCCCCUGCUGGUCCUGGCUCGUCUCUGGUCACUCGCUCACCGGUUGAGUUCCCCGACACCGCUGACUUCCUCACCAAGCCCAGCGUCAACCUGCACAAACCCCUGGGCUACACAAUGAGUUCGCCAGAUUUUCAGCAGCAGUAUCGAACUUCUGCCUCAACCCCCUUGUGCACCAGUUGUGGCCGACAGAUGCUGAAAGGUGUGCCCAGUGUGGAGGUGGUCGAAGGCCAUCACACAACAGCCAAUGAGAUGCAGAGAACACGCUCAGCUGAUGGAGCAGAGUACGGAGGAGAAAACCUGAUCCGAGAGGAGAGUUUAGAGGCCGAGUCUCAAGAGGAGAGGACUUCAGACACAGCAGGGGAAAAAGUAAAUAGCCAGCCUGAGGAAGAGGAACAGACCUCCAGUACGGAGCAAUCCUCACUGGAUCCUGAGGGAGACGAGGAGUUCAGGCUGGAUCUCAUGCUGGUGGAGCACGAAGAGCUCAUGGAAAAGAUCAACACCUGGAACUUCCAGAUCUUUGAGCUGAUGGAUUUGACGGGAGGGAAGACUGGCAGGAUACUCAGCUAUGUGGCGUACACUUUGUUCCAGGACACGGGUCUGUUUGAAAUCUUCAAAAUCCCUGUGAGGGAAUUCAUGACGUACUUUUGCGCUCUGGAGAAUGGCUAUCGUGAUAUCCCCUAUCACAACCGUGUCCAUGCCACAGACGUCCUUCAUGCAGUUUGGUAUCUUACCACCCAGCCGAUCCCAGGCUUUCAGCAGAUCCACAAUGAGCAUGUUACUGGAAGUGAUACAGAUUCAGACAGUGGAAUCUCUCCAGGCAGGGUGGCAUAUGCCACAUCCAAAAGUUCCUCUUUUCAGGAUGACAGUUACGGCUGUCUGGCCUGGAAUGUCCCAGCUCUGGAACUCAUGGCACUAUAUGUAGCAGCUGCUAUGCAUGACUAUGAUCAUCCUGGUCGAACAAAUGCCUUUUUAGUUGCCACUAACGCUCCUCAGGCGGUAUUAUAUAAUGACCGCUCAGUUUUGGAGAAUCACCAUGCAGCCUCUGCCUGGAGCCUGUUUCUGUCCCGGCCCGAGUUCAACUUCCUCUGCAACUUGGACCACGUUGAAUUUAAACGCUUUCGGUUCUUAGUGAUCGAGGCCAUACUCGCCACAGACCUGAAGAAGCACUUUGACUUCCUUGCAGAGUUUAAUUCUAAGGUUAAUGAUGUGAACAGUCCAGGCAUCGACUGGACUAAUGAAAACGACAGGUUGUUAGUGUGCCAAGUGUGCAUUAAGCUGGCAGAUAUCAAUGGGCCAGCCAAAGACCGCAGCCUCCACCUCAAAUGGACAGAGGGCAUCGUCAAUGAGUUUUAUGAGCAGGGUGACGAGGAAGGCACUCUCGGAUUACCCAUCAGUCCUUUCAUGGACCGCUCGGCUCCACAGUUAGCAAAGCUGCAGGAGUCUUUUAUCACGCACAUCGUCGGGCCUCUUUGUAACUCCUAUGAUGCUGCCGGUCUUCUGCCAGGAUACUGGAUUGAUGAGGAAGGAUCCGACGAUGAAGAGGAAACAGAAGACAAUGAAACAGAAGAUGAAGAGCUGGAUGAGGAUCUUGAACCAAAGAGAAGAAAGCGGCGACGUCGGUUGUUCUGCAACAUCAUGCAGCACUUAACAGAGAACCACAAGGUGUGGAAGAAGACCAUAGAAGAAGAGGAGAAGGCCAAAGAGCUGGAGACACAGCAGAAGCAGCAGCAACAGCAGCAGUCAGAGGGUCCCAGCCUUCCUCCAUCCACCUCCUCAUCCGACGACAUCCAGGUCAUCCAGGAGGAGGCCGAGGAGGAAGAGCGCCAGUAGCAGAAGGAGAAGGUCAACCUAGUAAUGAACACCCCUUGCUCUCCUUCACCUACACAAACACACACGUUGACACCCAGAGGAAGACCCUCGCGGAUCUCCCCGUGCUGAAAUUUGUCACUGUGCCGACACUCUGAAGCUAAUGCAGUUCACAUUGUGUUGAAAAAAAGGCCUUACUACUGUGAGAGGACCCUUUGGUGGGAACCCCACUCCUAUGCACUUUCACCCCAUGGAGAAUCAGCGGAGAACCAACAGAGCUCUGAAGACCAGAUGAAAACAGACGGGAUAAUGGUGCCAUACAUGGUUACCUGGCUGUGAGGCUGCCUUCAAUGUAGAGCUCUUAACUCUCCCGUAGGUACUUGCGUCAAAUAGGACACGAAAAGACUUGGAAAAAGAAAAAGAAGACGAUGACAUAAUUCACACCCGUUACCAAAGCGAACAGUUCAAGAACAUAGAAAGACUGCGACGGAUGCCGUUUCAGGCUCAGAGUCCGGAAGCAUAACUCAAAAUGUGCCUGUCUGAACUUAUAAUAUAAAAUAUAUAUAUACAUAUAUAUAUAUAUAUAUAUAUAUAUAUAUAUAUAUAUAUAUAUAUAUAUAUAUAUAUAUAUAUAUAUAUAUAUAUAUAUUAGAAAUAUUGUUUGUUUUUAUUUUUCUUUUGGUCCAGAAAAUGGGCUAUGUACACUGCACUGUAUGUGCAGUCCCCGAUUCAUGCUGGCGACUUAAAACACUGUAUUACUGAACAGAGUCACUAGGACAAGUGGAAAUGCUGACAUUUUUGACUGAAAAAUUACCUGACUUCUGCAUCGUUUUGGAUGCUUUUUAUUCAUGUUGGUCACCUUCCUGCAGUUUAUUUUUUUUAUUUGCCUUUGUUGUUUAUGAGGUAUUUCUCUUUCUUUUCAUUUGUGGUGUGAUACUUUUCCCCCUUUUCCUCUUGAAUGCUGAGUUGCCAAUCGUCGAAUCUUUCUGUAAAGUUCCUCUGUGUUUAAAAGCAUAGCAAACGGGACAGGAAUGCUGUUCAAAUGAAGGGACGUUUCUCCUUUUUUUACGUUUAAAUAGAUAUAUUUUUUCACGGUUACUCAGGAUUCAUGUGAAGGAUCGAUCCUUGUUUUUUGCGAGAAAAAAAAAUGAAUUCAGCUUGCACGUUGAACGUUCUUUUCAGAGGCGGGACAAAACAAAGUUUCUAUUUUUUUGUACGAAUAACUUGAAAGUCGCUAACUAAAACAGAUGCUCCAUCAAAGUCCUUUUCGGGAAAUCCAUGUUCAUGCGUCAUUACUUUUCAAAGAGCCCCUGAUACAAACUGAAAAGUCAGCAUGCACGUUGAAGAGUAAACAUUGCUUUGGGGUUCACGUUUGGCAUUUAUUGAACAUAAGGACACGCGCUUGUGCUUGUAUUUAAAUGAAUGAUUGCCAAACGCAUAAUCUGGCCAGUUUGUCCAAGUAAUCCAGGAUUUAACCUAGAAAGCUGUACUCUUUUUUUUUUUUUUUCAUUUCUUUUUGUAUUUUCUUAUUCUUCACCAUUAGGCAGGUUUAAUACUAAUAUUUCUAUAUUUUUUGUCUGAAGCAAGAACUCUAGGCAUUCCACUAGAAUAAUGAGGGGAAGACGAGCAGGACGAACCCGCUCCUCCUCCAACACCUCAAACAAACUCAUUUUGUCUCAGUAGAGGAAAGUUCUCAAGUAGGCAGUGUAAAUCAAGCUAGUAUAUUUAAGCGUAAACAACAACAACAAAAAAACGAAUAUAAAUGUGCACAUUUUACUACCAAACAAGUGUUUAGCCUCUGCACAGAAAGAAUACUUGCAUAUAUAAAUAUAUAAAUAUAUAUUAUAUUAUAUAUUUUUUAAUUAAUCAACAGCGCGUCUCUUUUCUACAUACAGCUGACAUAUAUUGUACAUUGAGACCAUGUAAUUAUCAUCUUGUUUCAGGAGUUUUUAAGAAAAAGAAAUCAUUCUAAUGCUAUUUACAGAUGUGGAUGUUUUUUGGGUGUUGUGUUUUUCAGUUUGUUAGUUGUUUAUUUUGGGUGCACUGUCUUUUGUUCCCGCCCAUAACCACUCUCUGCCACUCGAACGCCCCUUAAUUCCAAAGCUGGUGUUGGCGAUGCCGGAUGCCUCCCCGUCUCUGUGUCCCGUCGUGGGUUUGCUCUUUUUCUGGCCUGUGCUCAGGGUGUGUUCUGUGUUGGGGGCUUGUGUGCACCCAAAGCAGCUUGUGGUGCUUCUCUCUCUCUCUGUCUCUGUUUUUUUCUGUCCAGACUGUGUGUGUGUGUGUUCAUCAUUUGUUGGAUCCGGGACUCUCCUCUCCUCAACCCACACACUCUGAACAUCAUUCAGGUUGGCAUGCAGGGUGAUGGCAGAUCGGACGGCCUCUGUUUCUCCCACUGUUGGGGGGGAGGCUUUGGGGUUCGUCACACCACAGUAACCUCUGACUUUCCUGUCAUCACUACCUUUAUAUGAUGGCAUUCACUUUUUUAUGUAGCAUUUAGAUAGCAAUGUCUGAUGUAACCAUUCAGCCUCUUCAGGGUUGUGGGGGAGAUUUGACUUUUUUUUUUUUUUGGUUAUUAUUAUUAUUUAUAGCUGUCAUAAAAGCACCAUCCCUGAACAAUAGUUCUACUCUUUCAACUCAA
Danio rerio (zebrafish) is the source of this 7108-nucleotide messenger RNA. Lineage: Eukaryota; Metazoa; Chordata; Actinopteri; Cypriniformes; Danionidae. The record is from RefSeq and is a predicted model, not a curated record.